Onychostoma macrolepis is the source of this 3603-nucleotide messenger RNA. Its product is annotated as serine/threonine-protein kinase/endoribonuclease ire-1-like. Lineage: Eukaryota; Metazoa; Chordata; Actinopteri; Cypriniformes; Cyprinidae. Gene Ontology annotation, cellular component: IRE1-TRAF2-ASK1 complex. Gene Ontology annotation, biological process: protein phosphorylation; IRE1-mediated unfolded protein response; intrinsic apoptotic signaling pathway in response to endoplasmic reticulum stress. The transcript is spliced from 9 exons. The record is from RefSeq and is a predicted model, not a curated record. The coding region runs from base 1 to 1194 and encodes 397 amino acids. Gene Ontology annotation, molecular function: RNA endonuclease activity; protein serine/threonine kinase activity; ATP binding.
AUGAAAUAUAACCUUGAACAAAGAAAACAAGCCACAAAAAUCUCAGAGACGGCAGAGAAACACACCGAAAAACAAGGGUCAUCCUCACAGGCAGACCAUCAAAAACCGGUACCUGAUGACAUCAUCAGGUGGAACCGAUCCUCUGUAAAAUACAGAAGUAAAAUAGAGGCGCUCCGGAAAGAUCCCUCCAGGAAGAAGGUUGGAAAUAUCCAUUUCUCUAAAAGUAAUAACUACCAGAUUGGCUCCGGAGGAAGUAGCACGGUAUAUCUUGGCCUGAAGGAAGAUGGCACUGAAGUGGCCAUUAAACGAAUAAUCAAGGACCAACAGGAAACCAAACACUUUGAAAAUGAACUAAAGCUUCUACAGGAUUCAAGUCUUGAGAGCAAGAACAUCGUCAAGUAUGUGGACUUAGCAGAGGAUGAAGACUUUUAUUAUCUUGCACUACAGCUUUGUGAAUAUGAUCUGGAGGAUUACAUGAAAAUUCUUCGUCAGAAACAACAAAAAGACAAAGACACCGCUUUGAGGAAAAUAGUGGAGGAGAUUCUUCAUGGCCUUCAAGUUCUUCACCGUGCUGAAGUGAUGCAUCGUGAUAUAAAGCCUGGAAAUGUUUUGAUGGAUUCAGGAGAAAACGCGAGGCUGGCCGACUUCGGCUUGAGUCGCACACUGAAGGACGGCAGAAGCACGCUGCACACUGCUAGAGCUGGCACUCGUGGCUGGGAAGCAACCGAGAUCCUGAAUCAACACACAGGUUACAAGAAGAGCUCAGACAUCCAGGUUGCUGGGAUGUUGGUGUUCUACAUCCUCUCUGACGGGAAACAUCCCUUUGGGGACGUGAAGGAUCGUGAGGAGAACAUCAAGACAGGGCAGUACGUUCUUCAAGAUUUGCAGGAUACAGUAGCAGAGGAUCUCGUAGCUUGGAUGAUCAAUAAAGAACCGGCAGAAAGACUGACCAUUGAUGAGGUCCUAGGUCACCCUUACUUCUGGGAUGAUGACCGGCAAGAUGCAGUCCUUAGAAAGCUGGGUGAUAGGCCUGAAAUUCAGAAAUACGAGACUUUAGCUAAAUUUCAUGACCUGUACAUGAAAGAUAAGGAGCACACAGAGGGAAGAGAGCCGACAGCAACGCUGACCAUUUACGAGGCCUUGAUGUACUUAAAAUUGAGAAUGAGAAGAAGAGAAAAGACAUUAUUGCUAUAGUGGGUGAGGAUUUAAAUGACCUUUGGAAGCUCUUCAACACUGCGGAGGACGUCACAAAGGGAAAAAGUUUUUUUGAUUGGCAAUCAAAGCUUUCAGGUAUAUGGCCAGAUGUUAACAAUAAGCUUCUGGGGGACGUUCUUGGCCUGCUGCGUUUUUUGCGCAACAAACUAGUGCAUACAGAAGACUUUAAAGAAAAGAAGAUAUUUGUUCUCUUCCCAGACUUCUUUAUCAGUAUACACAGAGUGGCUAAAGACUUGAACUGGGAAUACUGAAAAUGCAGAGAAGACACACUAUAUGUGUUCAUUCUAGCAGCAAGCCAAACUGUUUUGAACUUUUGACAGUUAAAUUAUCAUUUUCAAAUGGUCCUGAUAUCAUUGUGAUUGGAGGUUAUCGUCCACCGUCACUUCACUUACCGAUCUUCUUCACAACUGGACCAACUCAGAGCUGAUUUUACUUGGGGAUUUAAACUGGGACUGGACAUCAAAACAUCUGAUCCAUUCAAGGAUAUUUAUGAAUUAUUUGGAUGGGAUCAUGUAUACUCACACAGAUAUCAAGAUUCAGCGUAUGAACCUCAACAAUGGUGACAGGCAACAAAAUAUUCAGAUCAACUCUGAACAUCACAAAACAAGCUUUUCGUUAACUGUUGACUUUCAGUGUUGGACUAUGGUGAUGUGGUUUAUAUUGUAGGAUCAGAACGAGUCAGACAAAUUAAGAUUCGAUCAGAACAUUGAAACCUGAGGAGCUGAAAUUCCAGAGAAGCCCAACAGGACGUCAUAAAUCAGAUUCCUAGCCCCAGCUAUCCUGAAGAAAGCCUAACCAGCAAGUCUCUUUUACAAAACAGCUUGCAACAUUGAGACAAAAGAACACUUAUUGAUAAUUCCAAUUCAGGAAGGAGACAGUCAAAUUAUGGGCAAGUAACCAAGACUGAUGGUCAAAGAGAUGGCCAUCACAUUUGUCCCACGAUAGAAAUCACGAGCUUCCUUAGAUUGACUCUUCCUUAGAAGUGAACAUCGACGGGAACCUGAGGGAGCACAGGAGGCACAGCAGCACCGCGAACACGGCCGUCAUCGCGGACAAACGCAUGUUUAGCGCAUGGAUGAUGGACGGGGUUGGGUUUUAUUGUUUACAGCUUCAGUCUGGGUUUGGGGGCUUUGCGUGCUGACGUCAGCGAGCCCCUCCCCCACGCCACGCAGGCAAAGCCGAGAUUUACAGCAAACACUAAAUUAAUUAAUAGUGUGAGCUAACUGAGGGAAAAAAAAAAAAUUGCAAUAUUUUUUUAAAAGCAAAAAUAUCUCAUAGAGAGAAUUUUUUCCCCCGUAACUCUAUAAUUGAGAAUAUUGAUUGGAGAAGAGCUGGUUUAUAAUAACCAGGAACAAGCUGGUUUAUUCCUAUUAAACACUGCAUUAAUAAUAAAAUACUACAUUUUAUACUGCACUUCAAAAUUCUACAUACCAUUUACCCUUCUGAUUCUUUAAUAUCGAGAUCCGCUGAUGUGUGCUGUUUUUAUUGUGAUGAAGUCUUAUUUUCUGACUGUAAAGUGUAAACAGGUUUUGGAUGAAUUUGGCAGAGUUUAUAUUUAGUUUAAUGAAUAUUAAUUAUUGCUUUACUUUAAAGGAUGUUAUCUUGUAUUCUGAAAACAAAAGCAAUAAAGGUCUAGAAUUUAUUGUUAACCAUUUUAUUUUAUUAGCAAAAUUUCACAUACAAACAAAAAUAUCUGAUAUUCUUCUGAUAUUGACUUUAAGACUGUGAAAAAAUAAAAAGUCUGUGACCUGUUUAAAACACUAUGAUACAGUCUUCAGUAAUAUCUUGAUUUGUUAAAACUGAAUGUGAGCUAUGCUUUUUUUUUUGGUUCUUAUUUGUUUAUAAUUUGUAUUGUUAUUAUUUUAUAUGUUCCCUUUUCUCCAAUUAAAAAAAAAAAAAAGACUGAGUGAUGCAUUAAAUCAGACAUUAGAUUCAGAAGUGCAAGCUGACUAAACUGGGAAGCGUUUAUUUUUCUUGAUGACUUCUUACAGUAAUAACAUACAGUGAAUAAUUAUGAUUAUAAGCAAUAACAGUAAGAUGCAAGUCAAAUACUGGUAGGCUAAACUGAGGUAAGAAAGCAAAAAUAAUAACAAACACUAGUUAUAUAAUGUGAGAGUUGAAAGUCUUGUUGAAUGAGUGAAUAUUUGAGGUAUCUUUGCAGCCAAGUUAAGGAUGCUCUGUGGCUGCUUAAAACUCUAUGUAAAGAUGUAAUAGCACAUAAAAGCAUGCCUGCUGAAGUAAGUUCCUCUCCUCAGCCCAUAGUUCUUAAAACAGAUCCUGAUCCCCGGUGCAGGAACAAUAAAGCACUCGAGUCUGUGUACUAACUCAAGUGUUUCCUUUAUUUUUCUCUCUACUGUUACAUAUUUAAGGUUGUUAUAAGCUAUAAUU